AAUAGUACACCGUCUCUCUGUUGGUCAGACGAAUAACUACGCUAAGUCUGUGGUCAAUAUGGCUGAUAUGAUCUUCAAGGAGCAGCUCAACACCCGCAUCGUGCUGGUUGCCAUGGAGACGUGGGCGGCUGACAACCGGUUCAACAUCGACGACGACCCCAUGGUGACCUUGAGGGAGUUCAUGAAGUACAGACGAGACUUCAUCAAGGAGAAGUGUGACUCCGUGCAUCUUUUCUCAGGAACCGGUUCCAUAGCAGCUGGGGAGGAGCUUCCUAUAUGGGAGGAGUCUGUUCUCUAACUAAAAGGGGAGGAGUCAACGAGGUGGCCCGCUUCAGGAUAA
Molecule: messenger RNA, 340 nt
Organism: Salvelinus sp. IW2-2015
Lineage: Eukaryota; Metazoa; Chordata; Actinopteri; Salmoniformes; Salmonidae
Source: RefSeq, a predicted model, not a curated record